GGCGGCCGCCCGGGCGGCCGACUGCGGGCACUUUGAUGAAUCACGUGUGGUGAGGCCCUCUUAAAGAGAUAGGCGCCCACGUUCCCUCCGUGCUAAACACCGCCCUGAGGGCGGCGGCGGCGGCGACCGUGGUAAUUGCAGCUGCUUAGGGGCAGGGCUGGCCCCAGCGCCCAGUAGUGGCGGCCGCGGCGUGGUUGCGUCUGGGGUGCCUGGGAGCCGAAGCCCCGGGGGCCUGAACUCGGCAGCUCCCUGAGCAGCCGCACAACCUCUCGGGAAGAGGUGCUACCCAAUCGGCGCGGGGCAGCGCGAGCGCCCCGAGGGGCUUCCGCAGUUGAGGAGAGGAGGGGGUGACAGGGCACAGGUGACAGGGCCGGAGAAAGAUGGAGCAGCCCGGGGCGUCGGCGUCGGGAGCGGGAGGCGGCAGCGAGGAAGCCGGCGGGGCCCGGAGCAACAAGCGGAGCACGGGCAACCGGGCCGCCAACGAAGAGGAAACGAAAAACAAACCCAAAUUGAACAUUCAAAUAAAAACUUUGGCAGAUGAUGUGCGUGACCGAAUUACAAGUUUUAGAAAAUCUACUGUCAAAAAAGAAAAACCUCUUAUUCAACAUCCUAUUGAUUCUCAAGUUGCGAUGAGUGAAUUUCCAGCAGCUCAGCCAUUGUAUGAUGAAAGAUCUUUAAAUCUAUCAGAAAAGGAAGUACUGGAUCUCUUUGAAAAAAUGAUGGAGGACAUGAACCUUAAUGAAGAAAAAAAGGCCCCUUUAAGAAACAAGGAUUUUACCACCAAGCGUGAGAUGGUUGUCCAGUAUAUUUCUGCUACUGCUAAAUCUGGUGGUCUGAAAAACAGCAAACACGAAUGCACCCUGUCUUCACAAGAGUAUGUUCAUGAAUUACGAUCUGGCAUAUCCGAUGAGAAACUUCUUAACUGCCUAGAGUCCCUGAGAGUUUCUUUAACCAGCAAUCCUGUCAGCUGGGUUAACAACUUUGGCCAUGAAGGUCUCGGACUCUUAUUGGAUGUACUGGAGAAGCUUCUGGACAAAAAACAACAAGAAAACAUUGACAAGAAGAAUCAGUAUAAACUUAUUCAAUGUCUCAAAGCAUUUAUGAAUAAUAAGUUUGGUUUGCAAAGGAUUCUAGGAGAUGAAAGAAGUCUUUUACUAUUGGCACGAGCAAUUGACCCCAAACAACCUAACAUGAUGACUGAAAUAGUAAAAAUACUUUCUGCUAUUUGCAUUGUUGGAGAAGAGAACAUUUUAGAUAAACUUUUAGGGGCUAUAACUACAGCAGCAGAAAGAAAUAACAGGGAACGAUUUUCACCAAUUGUUGAAGGAUUAGAAAAUCAUGAAGCCUUGCAAUUACAGGUGGCCUGCAUGCAAUUUAUAAAUGCCCUUGUGACUUCUCCUUAUGAACUUGAUUUUCGAAUACAUUUAAGGAAUGAAUUCCUACGUUCAGGACUAAAAACAAUAUUACCAGAUUUAAAAGAAAAAGAGAAUGAAGAACUUGACAUUCAGUUGAAAGUAUUUGACGAGAACAAAGAGGAUGACUUAACUGAAUUAUCACACCGUCUCAAUGACAUUCGAGCUGAAAUGGAUGAUAUGAAUGAAGUAUACCAUCUUCUAUAUAACAUGUUGAAGGACACUGCUGCUGAAAAUUAUUUAUUAUCCAUUCUACAACAUUUUUUGCUCAUCAGAAAUGAUUAUUAUAUAAGGCCACAAUAUUAUAAAAUAAUUGAGGAAUGUGUUUCACAGAUAGUGCUGCAUUGCAGUGGUAUGGACCCAGACUUCAAAUAUAGGCAAAGAUUAGACAUUGAUUUCACUCAUCUCAUAGAUUCUUGUGUGAACAAAGCAAAAGUUGAAGAAAGUGAACAAAAAGCAGUGGAGUUUUCCAAGAAGUUUGAUGAAGAAUUCACAGCUCGACAGGAGGCUCAAGCUGAGCUUCAAAAAAGAGAAGAAAAAAUCAAGGAACUUGAAACAGAAAUCCAACAACUUCGAAACCAGGGACAUGGACUUUCAAGUUCAUCAGGAAUUCCAGGCCCUCCUCCACCACCUCCAUUGCCAGGUGUUGCACCACCUCCACCACCACCUCCACCACCACCACCUCCACCUGGAGCAAUUCCUCCUCCUCCACCUCCUCCUUUACCUAAUAUUCCACCACCGCCACCUUUGAUUGGGGUACCUCCUCCACCACCACCCUUUGGAGUAGUUCCUCUUCCACCAGGAGCACCCCUUGAUCUACCUUAUGGAAUGAAACAGAAAAAAAUAUACAAGCCUGAAGUGUCCAUGAAGAGAAUCAACUGGUCAAAGAUUGAGCCCAAAGAAUUAUCUGAGAAUUGUUUCUGGUUGAAAGUUAAAGAAGACAAGUUUGAAAAUCCAGAUCUCUUUGCAAAAUUGGCACUGAAUUUUGCUACCCAAAUGAAAGUUCAAAAAAAUGUUGAAGCAUCAGAAGAAAAGAAGUCUAUGCCUGCAAAGAAGAAAGUGAAAGAAUUGAGAGUUUUGGAUGCCAAAACAGCUCAGAAUCUGUCUAUCUUCCUGGGAUCAUAUCGCAUGCCAUAUGAAGACAUAAAAAACAUUAUCCUGGAGGUUAAUGAGGACAUGCUGAGUGAGGCCUUAAUUCAGAAUCUGAUAAAACACCUUCCUGAACAGAAGGUACUCAGUGAAUUAGCACAGCUGAAGAAUGAAUAUGAUGACCUCUGUGAGCCUGAACAAUUUGGAGUUGUGAUGAGCUCAGUGAAAAUGUUGCAGCCUCGGCUCAAUAGCAUUCUUUUCAAGCUCAUGUUUGAAGAACAAGUAAACAACAUCAAACCAAGCAUCAUAGCAGUAACACUUGCCUGUGAAGAACUGAAGAAAAGUGAAAGCUUUAACAGACUUUUAGAGUUAGUUCUUUUGGUUGGAAACUACAUGAACUCAGGCUCAAGAAAUGCCCAAUCAUUGGGUUUUAAAAUAAACUUCCUUUGUAAGAUCAGAGACACUAAGUCAGCAGAUCAAAAAACAACUCUUUUACAUUUUAUUGCUGAAAUGUGUGAGGAAAAAUACCGGGAUAUCCUGAAAUUUCCAGAAGAACUGGAACAUGUGGAAAGUGCAAGCAAAGUUUCAGCACAAAUUCUCAAGAGCAACCUUGCAGCAAUGGAAAAACAAAUUGUUCAUCUGGAACGUGACAUCAAGAAAUUCCCCCAAGCAGAAAAUCCACAUGAUAAGUUUGUGGAAAAAAUGACAAGUUUUACAAAGAGUGCCAGAGACCAGUAUGAAAAGCUGUUCACCAUGCACAACAACAUGGUAAAGCUGUAUGAGAAUCUUGGAGAAUACUUCAUUUUUGACUCCAAGACAGUGAGCAUAGAAGAAUUUUUUGGAGAUCUCAGCAACUUCCGAACUUUGUUUCUGGAGGCAGUGAAAGAAAACAAUAAGAGAAGAGAAAUGGAAGAGAAAACUAGGAGGGCAAAGCUUGCAAAAGAGAAAGCUGAACAAGAGAAAUUAGAACGCCAGAAGAAAAAGAAGCAACUCAUUGAUAUAAACAAAGAUUGUACUGCUUUGAUUAUUCUUAACAACCAGCUUUUUGCAAGAUUUGUCAUGACUACAGUUUUUGUUUAUCUUAUUGCAUUAGCAGUGACAUUUGUACAAAUUAAAAGAACUGCCCUUACUUCCAGUACAGAUGAUCCUCAUUUUAUGAUGAGGCUUUGCCCUGAAAAGCCCAUCUUGUACAGGAUAGAUCCUGAAAUAGGAGAGGAAAUGUUGAGAGUGUGCUGCCUUAAAUCAAGUUUUUUAAGUGAGGGAAAUAAGAAGGAAGAGCUAGCUGCAAAGCAUUAUCACUUUAAUUACUUGGAGGAAAUGCUUUAUCAAAAAGUUGAGAAAACUGAAGUAGGAAAGUUCGCGGUUGAUACUCAGCUGAGGCCACUGAAAGUGAAAUGCCACGUUGCCAGUGACCCACUGCAGGAAGCUCUCGGAAGGCUCCUGAGUAGGCCAAGAAGUGGCAGGGUGGGACCAGAGGAGAAGAGUAGCCCCACUGAGGCCGACGCAUGUUUACACCCCUCUCUCAUGAGACAGUAUAAGGAAGAGCCUGAAAUUUUCCCCUCACACUUUGAUCUGAAAUCAUUCCAGUGUAACUGUGCAAAGGAAUCAUUAUUGACUCCUGGCAGAGCGUCGUGGAGAGGAGGUGAAGACACUCAUCUCCUGAUUUCUCAGUGCCCUGUGUCAAAUCAGGAAAAGAAAGAGGAAGAGAAGCAUGAUCCAAGAAAGGAAGCAGCAUUUGUGGAGGCAAUAGGAGAGCACGUUAUGUUCAAGGAAGAGCCAACUGUUCAGCAUUGCCAGAGUAUAGAUAACAGACGAGUACCUUUGGAAAGGUCACGCUCUCGCCACAAUGGAGCUAUCUCAUCUAAGUGAUUCCUGAUGCCAAAGAAUGUGAAAAUGUUUAAGAAAACAAAGCCCUAUGAUUUGAAAACAACAAAACAUGCACUCGAGGGAUGGAGAAGAAAUAAGUGCAUUUCUGCAAAGAUGGAGCUAAGCUGGAUGAAGGAGUGUCCAUUUAUAAAAUUCUCAUAAGACUCCUCCCACAGUUGUACUAAUCUGAACACAGUGGCCAGGAUUAUAAAAUGUGUAUUCCAUUUUAGUGUAAAGAUGUGUAUUAUUUGACAUUAUGUGCGAUCUGACUGUGAUGAUGAAAUUGUAAGAAUCUGAAGAGUUCUAAGGCUCUUGAAAACAUUCAGUCUAUCAACAAUUUACAAUUUGUUAGUUGCUUCAACCUAAAAAAAAAAAAAGAAGAGAAGGAAUGGGAAGGAAUUAUUCAAUGUCUGUUUCCAGCCUAUAAUGUAUAAAAGGGAAAAGCAAAGGAAAAUAUGAUGCAUAUGAAUGAUUUGAAGAGGUGCUAAUGUUGCACACACUGUAAGAGAAGCCAUUUUGAAAAUUUCAAAAGGAAGUGCUCCACCCCAGAUGAGUUAUCUAUGAUCUUAUCUCCAGUGAAAGCUGAUAGAUUCAUCUGCUUUGGCUGAAAUUAAAGUUAUCAUUAGUCUAGAGUUUCAGUAUGAUAUUAUAGGCACUUACCAUCAAAAACUACACCAAAGCUUUACGGAAUCAGUUGAGGAAAAUGUUUUAAACUUUAUUGAAAGAAAAAAUUUUCUAAUUAUUCUCAGAUAUCUGCUUUAUACAAAUAGUUUGUAUGACUAUUUUUGAGGGAGAAAAAACCCUCAUAUUUUAAUGUUUAUGCUAGGGAUGAAUCUGAAAAUUCUGUUACCUUCAUUUAGAUUUUAAAGACAAAUAUUGAUUCCUCUUCUUUGUUGUUUAUUUCUUCUGUCCAUUGCUUCCUUCUCCCUUGACCCCCUUGAAGGCAGGGAAUAGAGUUCUAGAAGACCUGAGAAGAAAGAGAUUUCUUUCUGCAGGAGGCAGCAGAAAACUGUCUGAAAGGUCAAUUGUUUUAUCCCUUUUUCCACUCCCCUUUCCAAUUCCGCUUUGGUGGUCUGAAGAAGAAAAAGAAAUUCUAUGUAUCUAUGUGUAUAUAUUUGUAUAUUUAUAUCUUCUACUACAGUAAUUCUAUAGCCUAGUAACUAAGUGAACUCUUCAAUCAUCAUCAUACUUACCUACCUUAUAUCAACAGAUUAAAAUGAUGCUGCCAAAACAACUAUAGGAGGAAAAAUAUACUCUACAUUUCUCUUAAAUAGAUGAGAGAGUAAAUGCUACACUUGACUUGUCUAUUAUUUUAAAAUAUGCAUUGGAAUAACGUGGUAUAACUUCUCUAGAGUGCAAUUUUAAGACUAAUUCAUGCAGAUGAUUGUGGUUAUUGUAAAAGAUUUAUUAUAUAUGUCUUUCUUCUAUAGAAAAUCCUAUUUCUCCUCCCCCAAAGCACAUUAUACACAUUCAAAGAGAACAAAUGAUUGGUUUGGCAAGUCACCAUUGAAGAGAAUGUAAACAAGUGGACAAUAGCUCACAUCUUCCUUUAGAGAUAUGUAUAAUGACUCAAACUACUGCCUUUUUCUCCACUACACUGUUACUUAGGUAGUAUUUUUCAAAAAGCUCUGAAGCUGCUACAAUACAGAAAUCAAAAGAAUAACAGUAUCUGAGAUUUUACAAUUUUAUCUUUUCUAUAAACACACACACAUAUUUAAGAGACACAUCAACUUCAUACACUGUUUUUUAACAACAACAAAAGUUUAGGUUCCACUAAUUUAUGUAAAUACUUAAUGUGUGUAUUUUUGACUUCCCAAGUGUUUUCUGAAACCUUCAUGGUAUGGCUUCUUUGAAUCUUUUGAUAGUUUUUUAGGCUGUAGCAAAAUGAUUUAGAAAUGGUAACCCUGACUAAAACUGGGAGGCAUUUGCCAUGCCAUAUUAGCAAGCUGGACAAGGUAGAAAUACUGAUAUAUCACCUUUUCCAGAUUGUGAACUUGCCUUAUUUUCCAGUUUGUGAACAAGAAUGAAUGAAAUGCUAUUACUCAUAAACAUAAAUUAUAUAUUUGUAUUUAGAGCAUUCUCACAUGCUUUUCACAAACAUUAAAAAAAAAAAAAAAAAACCAACCACACUUUCAGGGAAGUUCUAACAAUUAGGUUAAAGGGUUUGCUUCCCAGAUUUGCAAUGGUCCUGCUCCAGACAUUUGCAUUUGUUUUAGAUUGAAAAGUAUCACCCCCAAAAAGUCCAUUUUUAGUAUUGAAACAAAUUAUACUAAAGUCUUUUGUGUUUCUUACUGCCACACUUCAGAUAUGCAUUUAUACAGAUUUUCUUCAGAAUGUUAAAAAAUGUGCAAUACCUUUAAAAUGUUAACUAGUUUAUUUGUUUCCUUUGACUAACAAAUUAUCGCAGAUUUGGUGGGUUAACACAACAGAAAUUUACUCACUCACAGUUUUGGAGGUAAGAAGUUCAAACUCAAGCUGUUGGCAGGGUCAUGCUCCCUCCAGAAGCUCUUGAGGAGAAUCCUUCCUGGCCUCUUCUAGUUUCUGGUGGUUUCUAAUUUCUCUCUACUCUGUCUUUACAUCGCCUUCUCCUCUGUGAACCUAAUCUCCCUCUACACCUCUUUUAAGUGGAUGCUUUUGAUAACAUCUAGGAACCACCCAAAUUAAUCCAGGAUGAUCGCCUAUUCUCAAGAUCCUUAACUCAAUUGCAUCUUCAAGACCCUUUUUCCAGAUAAGGUAAUAUGCACAGGUUAUGGGAAUUAGGUUGUGGACAUACCUUUUUGGAAGCAACCUUCAGCCCACCACUGUCUGCUCUCUAGCCCUCCAGAAUUUGUGUGUCCCAUGUGUAAAAUACAUUUGUACUAUCUCAACAUUUCCAAGUCUCAAUCCAUCACAGUACCAACCGUAAAUCCAAAAUCUCAUCUAAAUAUCGGUAGUUCAAAUGCCCAAAUUUCAUACAAAUAUCAGUUCUGAAGUCCCAAAUCCUAUCACCUAGAUCAUCUAAAUUAGGUGUGAGUGAAACUCUGGGUAGGGUCCAUCCUGGGGCAAAAUUCCUCUCCUCUUGUGAACCAGUCAAAUAGCAAAGAAGUUAUCUGCGUUGAAACUACAAUGGUGGGACAACAUAAGGUAUCAAUUACAGAUAUUCCUAAUCCAAUUGGGAGGGGAGAGAAAGUAGAAAGGAGUUAUCUGUCCCAAUCAUUUUUUGAAAUGUUGCCAGACAAAUUCCCCUUAGAUUUCAAAGCCUGGCAAUAAUCUCUUUGACUCAGGGCUGCAUCUUUUGGGGCUGCACCUCUUCCCUUCUGGUCUAUGGAUUGGAUCUCUGCCUCUGUGCCCAUGGUUUGCACUUGUGCCUUGUUCCAAUUCUUGGCCCUUUGCCUCUGUACUCACAGCUCUGCUCUUUAUCUCUUGAAGGGUAGCACAUGUUUGCAAACUGGGUAGUUUUAUUAGCCUGUUUCUUCCCUGUAGAAUUCUGGUAGUCUGACAAUGUUCUCUCCUUUUGUCCUGUCCUAUCUCUGUCUCUUUCAGGUCAAGCCUUCUUGAAAACCAUGUGGUUCUCUUGUGUAUGUCACUAGAUUCACACCAUUAGAAAAAAGGGUCCUCACAAAUAUUUCCUGGAUAACCCCAUCUCUAUUCCAGGAUUCUGCUUAGAUACUUGACUGAAUCCAUGGGCCAGUGCCUAAUCUCUUAAGCACUUGCCAAAGGUCCAGCCAAUACCAUUGGCCUUAUCUUCAGAGCACACUUCACUAUUAGUGAAAGCUCCCAAUUUUCGCAUCUUUUAUAAUCUGAAUAGGUGCCAAAUUUCCCAACUCAUCAAGGUGUGGUUUCUUUGUCACUUACUAGCUCUUUUCAGUUCAAUCUCUUUCCUCUAUUAGUUUACUAUAAGUAUCAGGAGGAAACUAGGCCACACCUGUAAAGCUUUAGGUGGCAGUCUCCUUAGCUAAAUAGCUAAGGUCAUCACUUGCAAGUUCUGCCUUCCACACUAUAGGAUACAAUUCAGGUAAGUUUUUUGCCAUUAUAUACAACAAAGAUGGCCUUUCUUCCCUCUUCCAAUAUAAAAUGUUCCUCAUGUCCUUCUGAGCUUUCACCAGAAAAUCUUUUAACAUUCAUAUUCGGACUUCCAGUCUAGCUAGGUUUUCCUAUCACAUGAAUCAAAAUUUUUCCAGGCUGUAGCCAUUAUCCAAUUCCAGAGCCACGUUCACUUUGUUAGGUCUUUCUUACAUCAGUAUCCCAUUUCCCAGUACUAAAAUCUGCAUUGGAUUCCUGUGGCUGUUGUAAUAAAUUACCUCAAAGACGGUAGCUAAAAACAAUAGAAAUGUAUUCUCUUACUAUUUUGGAGGCCAGAUGUCCAAAAAUCAAGGUGCUGGCAGGACUACAGGGGAACAUCUAUCUCUGUGUCUUCCAGAUUCUUGUGACUGUCAUUGUUACUUGCAUCUUUCUCUGCUGUCUUCAUAUCACCUUCUCCUCUGAGUAUCUAAUCUACCUCUGCCUCUGUCUUAUAAGGAUGCUUGUGAUGACAUUUAGGACUCACCCAGAUUAUCCAUGAUAAAUUCAUCAUCUCAAGAUCCUAACUUAAGGACAUCUACAAAGACUCUGCAGGUUCCACAGGUUCCAAGGAUUAGGACAUGGACAUAUCUUUGUGGAGGGAGAGGGCGUCAUUCAGCCCACUACACUAGUUAUUGCACAUAUAUAUUUUUUUCACCUUUCAAAAUACAUCCUUGGUGCUCAAGCCAAAUUGAAAGUUGUCUCUAAAAGCUAUUGGCUACACAGACUACUGCAUGCUUUGUUGUUAAGUGGAUGAACCAGCUAUUCUAAAUUUUAGUUGAUACUUUUGCUUCUAUAGCCAAUUAGCUUGAAGAAAUAAUUGAUCCCACCUUUGUGCUCUGGUGUAUCUCUUCUGCACCUUUAUGGAGUCUUUGACCAAAUGUCUUCUGUGAUAUUCAUCAUGCAGGCACAAAACUACCUCUGAUACAGAAGGAUUCUUUACAAGCUUAUUUUAGACAUUGUGAAUCCCUCAACUGAAGGGAGAGAUGAAAGCAAAGACUUCUUUGAAUGGGUAUUGAGGGAGAUUGUGUCCAUUCCAAGCCAUCUUAAAGAAGUAUAUUAAGUAGUAGUAGAAUUGUGGAUUUGUGCUCUCAUUUUGCCUUGAAAUAAAUCCUGUCUCUUAGCAGGACCAAGAAUGACUUGCAAUCUAUAUGUAAUGCCUACUUACUUAUUCAAUAAAGAUAUACAUUAAA
This is a messenger RNA of Lepus europaeus (European hare), 9598 nucleotides long. RefSeq names its product diaphanous related formin 2 (gene DIAPH2). Lineage: Eukaryota; Metazoa; Chordata; Mammalia; Lagomorpha; Leporidae. Gene Ontology annotation, biological process: actin cytoskeleton organization; actin filament polymerization. The record is from RefSeq and is a predicted model, not a curated record. Gene Ontology annotation, molecular function: actin binding; small GTPase binding; microtubule binding. The transcript is spliced from 33 exons. Bases 381 to 4370 code for a protein of 1329 amino acids. Gene Ontology annotation, cellular component: cytoplasm; actin filament.